Diorhabda sublineata is the source of this 2789-nucleotide messenger RNA. Its product is annotated as transcription factor Sox-14-like. The transcript is spliced from 2 exons. Gene Ontology annotation, biological process: cell differentiation; anatomical structure morphogenesis; regulation of DNA-templated transcription. Gene Ontology annotation, molecular function: DNA-binding transcription factor activity, RNA polymerase II-specific; RNA polymerase II cis-regulatory region sequence-specific DNA binding. The record is from RefSeq and is a predicted model, not a curated record. Bases 188 to 892 code for a protein of 234 amino acids. NCBI's taxonomy places the organism in Eukaryota, Metazoa, Arthropoda, Insecta, Coleoptera, Chrysomelidae.
GUUUAUAUCAGUCUAUCAUUCAGACCAUUCGCGUAUGAGCACCACAAGUGAUAAUAAUCAUCGAGAUAUUCCGAUCCCUCUUUCGAAAUAUCAUGUCACCAUCGUAAAAAGUUAACAAUCUUUAACGGUAAUAUUAAUAAUUAAAAACGGUCAGUAAAUUUUAAGUAUAUCGGUUGAAUUUGAAAACAUGUCUUCGCCUAAACCUCUUAAUCAAGAGCAUAUCAAAAGGCCUAUGAACGCCUUUAUGGUAUGGUCCAGGGGUCAAAGAAGGAAAAUGGCUCAAGAAAAUCCUAAAAUGCAUAAUUCCGAAAUUUCUAAAAGACUCGGAGCUGAGUGGAAAUUGUUGAGUGAAAGUGAGAAGAGACCGUUUAUUGAUGAAGCUAAAAGAUUAAGGGCCCUUCACAUGAAAGAACAUCCAGACUACAAAUACCGUCCACGAAGGAAACCAAAACCAUUGAUGAAAAAAGAACCAAAAUUUGGUUUCUCAAUCUCACCACUGUUAUCUCACUCCCAACUUGAUAAUUCAUCACUUUCGCGUUCAUUAAUGCCUCCAAUAUCAACCGCCACAGGUCUACCUCCCUUCGAUCACGAACAUCUAAAGCUUUCAAGAACCCUAUUUCCACCACUGCCUUACCUUUAUCAUCCAUUCCGUCAUCCAGAUGAAUCCAAAUUUGCAGCAGAGCUUGCGUUGCUUUACAGUAACAGUCCGAUAUAUCCUCCUGGUUUGAACUGGCCGAUAACGAACAAUGUGAACAGCAGUGUACCCUGUAAUAUAUGCCCUCCUACAUUUCCUAGAAGAUCGCCUAGUCCAGAAAGCAUCAAAAGGCCGGUUUGUGUAAUAAUGAAGAAUGAUGAAUUCAGAAACGAACCACUUCCUGCUCAUGUUAUAUGAAAACCACUACCGGUUCUACCGGAAAGGUUGAACCUAGGAACUUGGUUUAGUGAUAUCUCGAAUCUAGCGACGUCGAGUGCUACUGGAACCUCUUCAGGUAUAGCUGAAUAUAGAGAUAGUCCGUCUGGAAGAGACAGUAACAGUCCAUGUGACUUAAGUGAAAAAAAUGUUAGAUAUCAUAACUGAACUGUAAAAAUAGCUCUUUUUCGAAUUAAUUAGCAAUUCAUCUAGAUCUGUUUAGCGAUGAAUAAUGUUUCAUAGUUACCUUAAAAUUAUGUUCUGAGAAACUCAAUAAAUAAAAUCACAUUCAAGAAAACAGAUUUUCAGGAAAAAUUAUUAUUUAUACCUAUGUAUGCUUUUUUUACUGCACAAUAUAAACACGUUGUUUCGAAUUUCUGUUCAAUUACAAUUUAGUUCACAUGUAAGUAGAAAACUUAGAUGUUUUUAUACUCAUUCAGAGAUAAGGUUGGCUCAAAUUGUGUAAAAAGGGACAAAGUUGAUAACAAAUUUUGGAAAAACAGAAAGUGAUAAAUAUUAUUUUGAUUUCCAAAUACUUAGAAAUCCAGAAAAAGGAUAUGAAAAUGUAAUUUUAUCAUCGUGUAUUCUUUGAAAGUUUUAAAAUAAUCAAUUAUUUGGAAAAAAAGAUCUGGACUUGAUUGAUAAAUCUUAUUUAUAGUAAAUAAUACAUAUUACCUAUCAAAAUUAUUAUGAAUGUAAAAAAAAGUGUUUGUCUAGAAUCUCUAAAUUGUUUUUUGUAAAAAAUUAUCAAUUUUGUACAUAACUAAAAAGUAGUGUCGAUUCUAUUGGAUCCAGUUUAUUAAGCAAUUUCAUUUGGUAUAUUACUUCUGCAAUAGUACAAAUUAUUUUAAAUAUUUUUAUGAUUAACUGCGGAAAAAAGUCUGAUAAAUAUUAUAUAUCUCUAUUUGGACAAAGUGGACUUUUGUUUCAUCACUCUUUUAAAUAAUACCGAAUAAUAUUUCCAUUGAAUAUAUUAGUCCCUUCAAAUAUUUAUUUUAUAUUAUCCUAUGAAUAGAUAUGAACAGAUUUCGUUUAAGACAUCUAAUUCCUAAUAUAAUUGUAGAUACAGAUUAUAUGCAUAAAAUGGACGAUCUUCUAUAUAUUAUUCGUCGACGACAGUCGGCUAGGUUUGAAAUUAGCCUAAGUUGACAGAGCACGGUCUACAUUUUGUAAUUAUUCCAGCAACAACUUUUUGACUGUUUUGACUACAUUUUGAUUAUUCUUUUGUAGACGACUUAUGGUUGUAUCGAUCAAACGCUACAACAACGCGGUAGAAAUAUUUAAAAUGGUGAAUCGUGAUUCUGCCUGUUCUUUUACAAAUAAGUAAAAUUACUCUGUCAACUUAAAAUCGUGUACCGAUCGAGAGUCGCGAAAACAUAGAUUUCCGUUUUGACCUUUAUAACAGCAUUUUUUAUUUUGUACUGCACAUAAAAACAAGUAGCUAUCAGAUUUCUUCCAACCAAUGAAAUGGAUUCUCUCAUCUACGAAUCAGCCAGUUUAUUUUGAAAAAUGUUUACACAUUUCGAAAGUAAAACAUCCUGAGACGUUCCGACAAUGCUUACUACCAAAAAUAUUUUAUCAAUUUAUCGCAAAAAAAUGUUAAAUUUUGUGAAUCUUCACAAAUUGAUGUUAUCAGGCUUUAUUCCUAAAAUAAAAUAUUCUGUGCCAUGUUGUUAAAUGGGACGGUGCAAUUUUAUAUAUUUAGUGUAUUGUUACAAAGUUUUUUUUUUAAUUUUUUGUACUAUGCUUAGUAAUGAAUGUAAAAAUUCUUGUUAAUGACUAUAAUUUGUUCGAUAUUAUGUAAAUAGUUGAUUACAUUGUUGGCAAUUUUUAUUUCAGUGUGUUUUACCAUUUCUAAAUAAAUGUAACUGAACUGUUA